Molecule: messenger RNA, 1281 nt
Organism: Geodia barretti
Lineage: Eukaryota; Metazoa; Porifera; Demospongiae; Tetractinellida; Geodiidae
Source: the annotation of a GenBank genome assembly
AGCCACGCCCACAUGCUGAAUCAGCACUCUCGCUACCAGCUACUGCCAUGGAACGUUUGCUGCUGGAUAUUCGCCAUAGUCCGGCUGCUUACCUCUCUUCUCGUGGAAUAUCCACUCAGGACCUAGUGGAGGAGCUUAUACAGGUAAAACAAUGGGCGCUUAUCAGUCUCCUCUGCUCUGAAAUAAACCAUCCAGCUAUUGAUGUCGCCUUCUGACAAAAAUGAAAGCGCCAAACUAGCAGCUCUGGGCGCCUUUCAGGAGGCCGCACCAAAGCUAUUGAACGAUGCAAUAAGAUUGGAGUCCACCGUGACGUCACUCAAAACUAUUUUCUACCAGUCGAGAACGUCAGCAAGCUCCCUUGUGUUGAGCCAGAUUCUCUGCACUAUGACAAGCAUACUGAUAGAAAUGGAGGCCGUUGUUGAAGGAGACUAUUUGCUCAGUGAACUUGUUCAAAUACUAUCUGAAGUGGUGGAGAAGGUAGAGACUGAAGGUUACCAUCAUCUUGUGAGAGCCACUGCCUGUGACUGUCUACGGGAGAUUGAGCUUGCUUUCCCGGUCCGUGUGAACCACUCAGUUAUCCUAGAUCUUGUAUUCUCGGAGUAUCCUAGAUCUUGCUCUGUAUUCUCGGAGUAUCCUAUACCUUGCUCUGUAUUCUUAGGGUAUACUGAGCUCCAAGCUCGGCCAUUUCUACGCUCUGAGUCAGGCAGAAAAUUCCCACAUCUUCCAACACUACCUGCUGUUGCUGUCUACGGUCCUUGACUAUACUGUGAAGAAGUGUGUGUUGGCGGUGGAGCUAGGCCACACCCCUGACCCCGCCCUCUCUGAGCUCCUCUCCCAGGGAGAAUCGCUGAGGGAGUCAAGUCUACCGGCUGACUUCAGGGAAAAUGCAGACCUUCUUCUUUCAAAGCCAUCUUCAGUUCUGGAGAGAGAGGGUUCCGAGAGUCCGGAGCUCAGACGAGCCGUCUCCUUCAUCCUGACACACUACCAGCUGCUGACUCCGCCCUGUCUCGCCCUCACGCUACACAACGUCCUAUCAACAAUAGAAUUCACCUCCCUUAGCCCAAUGAUCUUCAAGGGUGUUAUGCUACACUACCAGCCAUGUCAGGAGCUACUGUGCUUCCAUCUUGUGCUAUGCCUCAAGUGGAGGUUUGGUGACGAUAUCUGCAGCCAAGUUGACGCUGAUUCGAUUCACUUCUGGUUCACACAAAUGGCCGCUCAUCCUUCCCUGCCUCACCACCAAAGAGAACUAAUGCUCUCAUACUUCCUGGAGUGGCCUCACGU